Molecule: messenger RNA, 1723 nt
Organism: Brassica napus (rape)
Lineage: Eukaryota; Viridiplantae; Streptophyta; Magnoliopsida; Brassicales; Brassicaceae
Product: agamous-like MADS-box protein AGL30
Exons: 12
Coding region: 195-1319 (374 amino acids)
Biological process (GO): positive regulation of transcription by RNA polymerase II
Molecular function (GO): RNA polymerase II cis-regulatory region sequence-specific DNA binding; protein dimerization activity; DNA-binding transcription factor activity, RNA polymerase II-specific
Source: RefSeq, a predicted model, not a curated record
CUAUUCUCAAGCAGCUCUAUCAGAAGACCGUUAUUUUCGGAGAGUCUCAUGUAAUCGUCUUCUUCUCUGUCUCUCUCUCUGCCUCUGGUUUUGAUUCUACCUUUCGAAGUUUUUUUUUAUUUCUCGAGAGAGGUCCUUUUAAAGAUCUCCCUCAUGGUUAGUAUCUGCUUGGCGUUUAAAUUUGCUUAUUUAGGAUGGGAAGGGUAAAACUGAAGAUAAAGAAGUUAGAGAACACAAACGGACGCCAAGCAACGUUUGCUAAAAGGAAAAAUGGGAUCUUGAAAAAGGCUAAUGAGCUAUCUAUUCUUUGUGACAUUGAUCUUAUUCUUCUUAUGUUCUCUCCUGGCGGCAAAGCCUCGCUAUGUUGCGGUAGACGGAGUAGCAUUGAAGAGGUGAUUUCUAAGUUUUCUCAAGUAACACCGGAGGAAAGAACAAAAAAGAAGGUUGAGAGUCUUGAAACCUUGAAGAAAACGUUCUUAAAGUUGGAUCACACUGUAAAUAUAAGAGAACUUAUAGCCUCAAGUAAUUCAACAACAGAGGACUUGAGUACUCAAGCAAGUGUCCUGCAAGCUAGGAUAUCUGAGAUACAUGGAAGAUUAAGUUAUUGGACAGAAGUCGAUAAGAUAAACAACGUUGACCACUUGGGACAGCUUGAAAUUUCCAUCAGGCAGUCCCUUGAUCAAUUGCGUGCGCAUAAGGAACAUUUGGGACAGCAGCAGCAGCAACAAGCAAUGCAAAUCGAAAACGCAAACUUUGUUAAAGAUUGGUCUACCUGCUCGUUGCAAGAUGGGAUUGAGAUUCCUUUAGAACAACAUCUUCAAUCCAUGUCAUGGGUACUUAAUAGCGACAACACAACCAACAUUAUCACCGAGGAACACAAUCCAAUCCCAAAACGGGAAGUGGAGUGCUCUGCGAGUUCUUCAUUUGGGAGCUAUCCAGGCUACUUUGGAACAGGGAAAUCUUCAGAAACAAGCUUUCUUGAUGAACUAAACACGACCAACGGAGACAUCAAACCGCAGCUAUGCACUAAUAAUAAUAACAUUAUCCCAUACAAUCCCAAUAUUAUGCAGAAUGAUAUUAAGCACCACCAAACGUAUCCUCCUCCUCCUCUUCCUCCUCCUCCGCUUUUUAACCUUCCAAUGAACCAGAGAGAGUAUCAUAUGAAUGGAUUCUUCGAAGCACCACCACAACCACAUGGAACUUCUGCUUACAACAAUAACAACAACCAGGCAAGGUUUGGUUCUAGCAGCAGCUCCUUGCCGUGCUCAAUCUCCAUGCUAGACGAAUACUUGUUCUCCCAGAUGCAGCAACCGAACUGAUGAUGAUAGAACAUCUCAUGGAAGAAGUCACCCAUUUUUUUUUGUUCAGAAGCAGCAAGCGAACUAAAACAAAACACUUGCAGGUUUCUGAAUUGGUUCCAAGAUGAAGCAAAUACCAGUGGUGAACUCUGGUAGAUUGCAACCCCCACACAAAUACGUUGUUAUAUCUUCAAUAGAUGUUUUUGUGUUGAUUUUUUUUAUCCGGCAGAUAUGUUUUAGUGUGUAUGUGUCUUUGGAGGCUGUCAAAGUAACGCCAUGACGGCCAAAGAUGAUGAGAAAACUCUCUAUUCUUCUUCCCUUCCUACAAAACUAGCUGUAUCUUUUUUUUUUUUUUUUCAUUCUUUGUAAUACAAAAACAAACAAUGUUUAUUAAUUAAUUUAAACAAGAAGCAUUUAUAUGUACA